GGUCCCCGCCGCAGCUGCCCCGCUUCCUCGGCCGCCUGGCCCGCCCUGCUGGCUGCCGGAGGGGCUGAGUGGCCGCGGCGGCCUCGGAGCAGCCAGCGCGGAAGGCAGCGGAGCCGAGGGGAGCCGAGCGGUCAGGAGGAGCAGGAGGCCCGCAGGGCUCCUGAUCUCUUUUUUAUGACUCCCCGUCUGGAUUUAUACCGAAUGGAAUAUCAUGAACUGAAGAAAUUUACCUUUCUGUUUUUGCUUUCUUAAAUUUUUUUCUACUUUUUUUUUCUUUUUAUUAAGAAAGCUUUUUUUUUUUUUGGAUGAUAACACUUUGAAUUUUUUUCCCCUUUUAAUCUUUUUUGAAAUAAAAAUUGAGUCACCUCAUCUUGUGAGAAGAUGGGGAGGAAAAAGAUCCAGAUCCAGAGGAUUACGGAUGAAAGGAACCGGCAGGUGACGUUCACCAAGCGGAAGUUUGGGCUGAUGAAGAAGGCCUACGAGCUGAGCGUCCUGUGCGACUGCGAGAUCGCCCUCAUCAUCUUCAACCACUCCAACAAGCUCUUCCAAUACGCCAGCACAGACAUGGACAAGGUGCUGCUGAAAUACACCGAGUACAACGAGCCCCACGAGAGCCGGACCAACGCAGACAUCAUUGAGACCUUAAGAAAGAAAGGCUUUAAUGGUUGCGAGAGUCCCGAACCCGACGGGGAAGACUCCAUUGACCAGAGCCCUCUGACGGAGGACAAGUACCGCAAAGCCAGCGAGGACCUGGACAACUUCUUCAAGCGCUACGGCUCCUCCGUUCCUGCUCCCAACUUUGCCAUGCCUGUGACGGUGCCCGUGACCAACCAGAACGCCCUGCCCUUCAGCAGCCCCGGGGGAUCCCUAGUGACCCCAUCGUUAGUGACUUCCUCCUUGACUGACCCCCGAUUGCUGUCCCCGCAGCAGCCGGCCCUCCAGCGCAACACCGUCUCCCCGGCGCUCCCGCAGAGGCCGGCCAGUGCAGGGGCGAUGCUCGGAGGGGAGCUUGGCAACACGAACGGAGCCUGUCCGAGCCCCGUGGGCAACGGCUACGUCAGCGCCAGGGCCUCCCCGAAUCUCCUCCCCGUCUCCAAUGGAAACAGUCUAGGAAAGGCCGUCCCGGCGAAGUCACCCCCGCCGCCACCCCAGCACAGCAACCCUCUGGCCACCAACAUCCGCAAGCCGGACCUCCGGGUCAUCACCUCCCAGGGCGGGAAAGGCCUCCUGCAGCACCUGACGGACGAUCAGUUGGAUCUGCAGAACGCCCAAAGGCUCAUGGUGUCUCAAGCCACACAUUCUUUGACCACGCCGGUUGUUUCGGUGGCCACGCCCAGCCUGCUGACCCAGGGGCUGCCCUUCUCGGCAAUGCCCACGGCAUACAACACAGACUACCAGCUGAGCAGUGCGGAGCUCUCCUCCCUCCCGGCGUUCAGCUCGCCCACCAGCCUGUCUCUGGGCAGUCUCUCUGCCUGGCAGCCGCAGCCACAACAGCUGCAACAGCCGCAGCAGAUCCCGGUCUCCCUCAGCAACUUAAUACAAGGAAGCCACCUGCCGCAUACUGCCGCCACCGCCUCCAUCUCUGCCGCCACCUUGACCGUCAACACCAGCCCCAGCAUCAGCAUCAAGUCAGAGCCCGUCUCGCCCAGCCGGGAGCGCAACAGCGGCACCCCGCUCUCCUUGUCCUCCUUCCCCCACCAGGCCCGCCACGAGCCCAGCGGACGCUCGCCCGUGGACAGUCUCAGCAGCAACGCCAGCUCCUACGAGGGCCCCUCCGAGCGGGAGGACCCCUCCCGGGCCGACUUUGGCUCCUCCCUCGGGCUCCUGAGACCCAGCGCCGAGGCCGAGGGGGAGAACCCCUCCAUCAAACGCAUGCGCUUGGAUGCCUGGGCCACGUAACUGCCCCCCCACGUGGCCCCCUCUUUCCUGCAGGGGGCUCUCGGCUCCCUCCCCCGCGCACGGUUGUGUCGGAGGGAGGGCAGUGGAAAAGGA
Molecule: messenger RNA, 1992 nt
Organism: Pantherophis guttatus
Lineage: Eukaryota; Metazoa; Chordata; Lepidosauria; Squamata; Colubridae
Gene: MEF2D
Product: myocyte enhancer factor 2D
Biological process (GO): cell differentiation; heart development; positive regulation of transcription by RNA polymerase II
Molecular function (GO): DNA-binding transcription factor activity, RNA polymerase II-specific; histone deacetylase binding; protein dimerization activity
Source: RefSeq, a predicted model, not a curated record